AACGUCAUUGUGAAAACCCUAAUUCCCUCUCCCUACCCGGCUAAACCCCUGGGGGCCUGAAGUUCGCUCCUUGCGACUGGUUUGGACUUUGUGAAUCUUCUAAGAAGCUCACCCACCCAAGAAGCUCUUCACAUGCCUGUAACCCAAACAGAUAACAGAGCAAACUCAAUAUCUGUUGCCUUUACGCCUCGCCAAGUUUUGCUAGGAAUGAAGCACUCCAGUGAUAACAACGCCUCUUCCAAUGGAACUUUUCAACUGAACCAGGAAGAGAAGCUUCUUCUUCACAUCUCUGUGGCCCAUUAUUUUCAACGCUGUGGAUUCUCCAAGACCCUGAAGAAAUUUCGUUCUGAGGCAAAAAUCGAGAAAGAUAGUGUGGAGACUUCCUCAGUUGAUCUAGAAGAAAUGUGUCUCAAAUAUUUAGAAUUAUGUUGUAAGGAUGCUAAGACAAAUACCAAUUGCCAAAAGGAGCAAGCUGCUGGUAAGCACUCAAAAAAAGAUGUGGAUGAUCCUUUGGUUGCUGGUAUGGAUAAUGAUGCUGAGAAAAAGAAAAAGAAAAAGAAGGACAAGAGUGAUGGUGAUCAUGUUGUUUAUCAGCCUGGAUCAGAUAAAAAUAUAAAGGGUUCGAUGGACUCUGGGGAGAAAACAAAUGGCUCAAACCCUGUAUCAAAAGAUAAGGGUACUGACAAAAAGAAUGAGGAAAAAAGGAAAAAAAGCAAGUUAGCAACUGAAUCUCUUACUAACAGUGUGGAGAAUGACCAAUUACAAUCAGAGUCUAUGCUUAUAGAAGCGAAAGGUGCUGAGACACAGAAGAAAUCCAAGGACAAAAAAAAGACAAAGAAAGACAAGCCGAGUUGUGAUGGAGAUGCAAAAGAGUUACAUACAGGGGAUCCCACUGAAAAUACUUCAAAAAUGGAUAAUCUUGAAGCAUCAAAUAAUGAUGUGACAGGCAAGAAGAAAGAUUCUAAGAAAAGGAAAAAACUGACUUCUGAAGAAAAUAAUGUACAACUUGCUGAUAAAAAGGCAGAUGAGGACCCCAAGCGCAGAAAGGUAGACAAUCUCAAAGAAUCCAAGGAAGGAGAGCAGUCAGCAAAAACAACUGCAAACAUGGGGAGUGAUUCAAAUUCUAAUAAAGGAACUAUUGGGGCAAUUGGUCAAGAUGGUCGUGAUCAGACACUGAAGACAUCCGGUGAACAUAACGGGGAGACAAAUGGGACUAAUAAAAACUUUUCUGAGAAGAAGUCUCGGAAGAAACAGGAUUCAAUCGAGCCAAAAUCAGCAAAGCCAUUUCAACGGGUCAACAUUGAGAAGAUAAAAUUUGCUGAUGAGAGGCUUCAGGAUAACUCUUAUUGGGCAAAGGAUGGUGCUGAGUUGGGUUAUGGUGCAAAAGCUGAAGAAAUUCUUAGCCAGGUUAGAGGAAGGGAUUUUCGUCAUGAGAAGACCAAGAAGAAGCGUGGGAGUUACAGAGGAGGGCAGAUAGAUUUACAAUCCCACUCAAUUAAGUUCAAUUAUUCUGAUGAUGAGGAAUGACCAUGGGGCAUGUGGUUCUGUUCUUUGCAGGGAAAUUUCCAAUUAUUUUUGCUCUUGGUUUUGGAUAAGAAUACACUGGUUAUUAUUUUGGAGCACUAUGCUAAGUAUGGUGUUGCCAUGAAAAUUUUCCUACGUUGUUGUACCGUCGUCACUUCAGGCAACUUUCACAGAUCUUCGUGUUCUGCUUAAUGCAUUCUUAUGAUGUAUCAUCUUCACUUUAAAAGUGCAUUAUUUCCUUUUCUAAGCCCUGGUUUGCAGCCUAUAUUUAAGACUGUCAAAUUCAUGAGAUAAAUUUAUAAGAUUGGCUCUUACUUUC
This is a messenger RNA of Prosopis cineraria, 1843 nucleotides long. Its product is annotated as suppressor protein SRP40. The transcript is spliced from 8 exons. Lineage: Eukaryota; Viridiplantae; Streptophyta; Magnoliopsida; Fabales; Fabaceae. The record is from RefSeq and is a predicted model, not a curated record. Gene Ontology annotation, molecular function: protein binding. Bases 133 to 1527 code for a protein of 464 amino acids.